Suillus paluster is the source of this 1943-nucleotide messenger RNA. Its product is annotated as natural resistance-associated macrophage protein-domain-containing protein. Bases 92 to 1804 code for a protein of 570 amino acids. Gene Ontology annotation, biological process: iron ion transport; intracellular manganese ion homeostasis. The record is from RefSeq and is a predicted model, not a curated record. Gene Ontology annotation, cellular component: membrane. NCBI's taxonomy places the organism in Eukaryota, Fungi, Basidiomycota, Agaricomycetes, Boletales, Suillaceae. Gene Ontology annotation, molecular function: cadmium ion transmembrane transporter activity; manganese ion transmembrane transporter activity. The transcript has 9 exons.
AUCUUUUCAUCCACCUUUCGUGACCGCUGCGCAUCUAGAAAGACUCGAUCAUCCUGUGCCAAAGGGUGUCCUAGUCCAUUACUUUGGCUUGAUGACCACUUCUCUGAAUCAAGCGGAUCAGGACCCUCAACUCGGGGGCGAAACCACUGCGUCCCCAGAAAAGCAUUGGAUAGAUCGUCUGCAUCAUGCAGGAUGGAGAAUAUUUCAUCACGCACAGAAGCAUACAGGCGUAGGCGUUGUGUGCUCCGUCGCAUACUUUGACCCUGGGAAUUGGGGUGUCGAUCUUCAGGCAGGAUCUCAAUACGGUUAUAAACUCCUCUUCGUCGUUCUUUUGGCAGGCUUGUUCGCUGCAUUUCUUCAAGUUCUUGCCUGUCGGCUUGGAGUAGUCACUGGCCUUGACCUUGCCUCACACUGCCGCAUUCUCUUUCAUGACCGACCACAUCAUACGAAACUUUGGCGAUGGGCAGUCCUUUACCCACUUUACGCGCUCUCCGAAAUAGCCAUCGUCAGUACCGAUCUUGCUGAGCUCCUUGGCUCCGCAAUAGCACUCUGUCUUCUCUUUCCAGCACUUCCACUCUGGGGUGGUGUUCUGAUAACCGGAGCCGAUGUCUUAUUGAUACUCGCCCUCGGUAACCCUCUUCACAGUAGACCAGUGAAGCUCUUUGAGUGGAUCAUCGCUGCACUUGUGCUCGCUGUACUCAUCUGCAUGACAAUAAUUAUCACGAAGAUCAGUGUCGCCUGGGGUCAAGCCUUCGAUGGAUUCGUUCCCUCUCAAGCCCUUUUUGCCAGCGGUGCUCUUUAUACAUCCGUUGGAAUCCUGGGUGCUACUGUCAUGCCCCACAGUCUAUUCUUGGGUUCGCAUCUCGCAACCCAAGACAGGGUAUCAAAAAAACCACUUCCUCCUGUCUCCUCGCUUUCCGACAAGGUUCGAGAAAGAGAGUCAACAGGGGUCGCAUCAAGGCGCGAGCGCCUACGAUGCUUAGGACGAGCGAUCUGGCAAAAUUUCCGGUCCUUGUUCGUAGUAUCUCGUGUCGAGUUAGAAGAGCUGAAUGCCCGUCCGAAGUCUUAUGAACAGAGAGAGAAUAAUCCCUUAGAGUUCGUACAAUCCCAUAUGUACCACGGCAUGUUCGAUAUGGUCGCCAGCCUGCUAGGCUUCGCCGUCAUAAUCAAUGCCCUUAUCCUAAUACUCGCCAGUGCCGUCUUCUAUUAUGGAUCAGGGGCGUAUGGCUCUGAAUCUCCAGCUAGCUUGUUCGAUGCCCACACUCUCAUCAACAACUCGAUUGGCACAGGUGCUGCGUUACUGUUCGCCCUCGCUUUGCUCGCAGCGGGCCAAAGUGCUUCCAUCGUCGCCACUGUAGCAGGGCAAAGCGUCUCUGAAGGAUUCCUGAACUGGAAAGUUUCGCCUGUUGUACGGCGCCUCGUGACGCGCUCGAUAGGUCUGAUACCUUCUAUGGCUGUCGCCAUCGUAGUCGGACGAAACGGUAUCAAUACCUUGCUUGUCGCAAGUCAGGUCAUCUUGUCGAUAGUCCUCCCAUUCGUCACGUUUCCCUUGAUAUACCUCACUUCAUCGUCGCGCAUCAUGCGAGUGCGCAAAAACACUCCAGCCCACGCAGUUACAAGUUCUGGCUUAGAAAAGCCUGCAAUCACAUCAGUAGAUACCGACCCUGAAAUCCUUCAGACAGAGGACUUUGUUGACUUCAGUAGCGGGAAGCUCAUGACGUCGGUUGGGUGGUUGAUAUGGCUUGUAAUUGUGAUAGCUAAUCUCUACGUAAUUGUAACUCUAGGUAUGGGGCAAGGUGGGUGAGCUUAGCGGUAACAAUGCAUUGGUUUGCUUCAUUUCAUCACUAGAUAUGUUUGCUGUACUUUCUAGUCAUGUAUUUCAAACAUUCAGCAUACUCGUUCGUUGGCAUGUGUAAUCAGAUUUUAGGACAUUAAGGUUAUCC